GGGACCCCAUGUCGCGGCUUGCACCCACCACCGCCAACACCCAGUGCCCCAACAGCUGGUCAGGGAGAAGGCUCUCCCGCCAUAUACCGGCACCUCCACGGCCCUCACAUGCAACCUGCUGUGCCCAGCUUCACCCCUCAGGGACUGAGGGCACUUCUCUGCCCGGGGAUGCCACCAGCCACGGAGGCCAGGGAACAACACCCACAUGAGUGCUGGAGCAGUGAGCAGCUGAGAGGAGAUACCCCAUGUCCAGUGCCCAGGAGGAGAUACCCCAAGUUCAACGUCAGGAGCAGUGACUGUGAUGUGCUGGAGCAGCCGUGAAGAGAUAUCCCAUGUCCAAGGAUGUAUUGUCCAGAAGGCGAGGAGAAAGAUCCCUCGGAGGUCAAGAAGAUCAGUGACCAGCUGGUUAAAGAGGGUUAGUUGUUGGCCACAUAAUAGGGUGCACGCUCUCACUGACCCAGAUGAAGAGCUCCCUGAGGGGCAGGUGGAGGAGGUAUCCAAUUCAACGCUGGAGGAAGAGGCUCUGCCCAGCUCUGUGACAUGUGAAGCAGACAACGAACAUGCUUCCCAGGAGAGUCUGGUGAUGGCACCCUUCCAGGACUUGCCUGAGGUACAGGCUCUGAGUACUGUGAACUCACAGGAAUCUGGGGAAGCCAGUGAACACGCUUCCCAGGAGAGUCUGGUGAUGGCACCCUUCCAGGACUUGCCUGAGGUACAGGCUCUGAGUACUGUGAACUCACAGGAAUCUGGGGAAGCCAGUGAACACGCUUCCCAGGAGAGUCUGGUGAUGGCACCCUUCCAGGACUUGCCUGAGGUACAGGCUCUGAGUACUGUGAACUCACAGGAAUCUGGGGAAGCCAGUGAACACGCUUCCCAGGAGAGUCUGGUGAUGGCACCCUUCCAGGACUUGCCUGAGGUACAGGCUCUGAGUACUGUGAACUCACAGGAAUCUGGGGAAGCCAGUGAACACGCUUCCCAGGAGAGUCUGGUGAUGGCACCCUUCCAGGACUUGCCUGAGGUACAGGCUCUGAGUACUGUGAACUCACAGGAAUCUGGGGAAGCCAGUGAACACGCUUCCCAGGAGAGUCUGGUGAUGGCACCCUUCCAGGACUUGCCUGAGGUACAGGCUCUGAGUACUGUGAACUCACAGGAAUCUGGGGAAGCCAGUGAACACGCUUCCCAGGAGAGUCUGGUGAUGGCACCCUUCCAGGACUUGCCUGAGGUACAGGCUCUGAGUACUGUGAACUCACAGGAAUCUGGGGAAGCCAGUGAACACGCUUCCCAGGAGAGUCUGGUGAUGGCACCCUUCCAGGACUUGCCUGAGGUACAGGCUCUGAGUACUGUGAACUCACAGGAAUCUGGGGAAGCCAGUGAACACGCUUCCCAGGAGAGUCUGGUGAUGGCACCCUUCCAGGACUUGCCUGAGGUACAGGCUCUGAGUACUGUGAACUCACAGGAAUCUGGGGAAGCCAGUGAACACGCUUCCCAGGAGAGUCUGGUGAUGGCACCCUUCCAGGACUUGCCUGAGGUACAGGCUCUGAGUACUGUGAACUCACAGGAAUCUGGGGAAGCCAGUGAACACGCUUCCCAGGAGAGUCUGGUGAUGGCACCCUUCCAGGACUUGCCUGAGGUACAGGCUCUGAGUACUGUGAACUCACAGGAAUCUGGGGAAGCCAGUGAACACGCUUCCCAGGAGAGUCUGGUGAUGGCACCCUUCCAGGACUUGCCUGAGGUACAGGCUCUGAGUACUGUGAACUCACAGGAAUCUGGGGAAGCCAGUGAACACGGCUCUACGCUGAGUCCCUGAAGACCUGGACCCCAUUUUGGACCCCAGAGGGAAUGGAGCCCCGACAACACCAGGAGCCUCAUCUGCACCAGACCGAAGGAGGCCUCACAGCUUCUUUCCUGAGGGCCCUCAUUUAGUAUAACUUAAGUUGUUUUGUUGUAUAGAUUUAGUAUUAGUUUUAUCUACAGUUUUAUCUACAAGUUCUGUAUGUAUCUGUAUGUUCAAUAUUUAUAGAUAAGGUGUUUCAUUAGAGUUUUUAAUCUA
Messenger RNA from Cervus elaphus (red deer), 2050 nucleotides. RefSeq lists its product as uncharacterized. The transcript has 30 exons. The record is from RefSeq and is a predicted model, not a curated record. Bases 302 to 1807 code for a protein of 501 amino acids. NCBI's taxonomy places the organism in Eukaryota, Metazoa, Chordata, Mammalia, Artiodactyla, Cervidae.